AUGGCUAGCAGCAUGAUUGUAUUUCACGUCCUUGCCACUGUUUGCAUGUCCCUGCGAUUCUAUUCGAAGCGUAUUUCGAAGACCAAGUACUUUCUUGACGAUUGGGUCUUGAUUGUUGCCUGGGUUAUAGCCACUGCUUAUAUCGUUCUCGCCCUCUAUGACACGCAGUACGGGCUUGGCUUCCAUACGAGCGACAUCAAAACUUUAGGUAAAGCAAUUUAUUGGCCGAUGUUCGACAAAAACCACGUCUUUCAACUUCCGUUGUUGUUCACGGGCAUUACCAUUUGCUGGGUUUCCAAGCUCUCGUUUUUUAUCACGCUUCUUUGGCUGGUUAGAAACAAGACGCAGAAGACCGUCCUUUGGAUCGCAAUGACAACGAGCUCGGUCUUUCUUUUUUCACUUUCCAUCGUUCAGCCCUUUGCCCAAUGCGGGAGCGUCUUGGUCGCGCUCUUGAAUGAGGAUGACAAUACACACUGCAUUCCACGGACCAUAACCGUACCAAUGACUUUGGCUGCAUAUGGUUUCGCCGCUCUUACGGAUUUCUUGCUAUCCAUGGUUCCUACACUAGUUGUAUGGAAGCUUCAAAUGCAGCGGCAGCAAAAGAUUGCCAUCAUAUGUGCUAUGAGCACUGGAUGCUUAGCCGGGGUUGUGGCAAUCCUCAAAGUCCAAAAAACCUACGAAACGUUCUUUCUCGGUCAACAAGAACUCUACGCAGCUGGCUUGGGAAUUGCUUUGAACUCCGUCGAAGUCAGCUGCACAAUCAUAGGCGCUUCCAUACCAUUCAUCCGACUUUUGGUACCCAAGCUUACAAGGGAAAAGAAGAGGCCUGACGGGGAGGUCAUGGCUAUGGGUGUUUUGCAAGAUAAUCAGCAGAGAAAGGUAAAGUCGUGGUAUGGGAGUCCGAGCGGUGGUUCGAGCGGUGGUUCGAGCGACUUUUAUAACAAGCACUCCAAGGACGAUGAUUCAGUUGCUAUUCUGGAGGUUGAAAGAGGGAUGCAAAACUAGAAGGCAAGGGGAACUACUGUACUGGGUCUCAGUGCUGUCAGCCAAGUCCAAUCUGAACAUGGCGUCUGUGCCCUCAACUCACUAGAAUCACUCCUCAUUUUCGACCAGAUAAUGCGCCCGAACUGCCUGAAAAAUGUCAGAUCCCGGAGUAUGAAGACCCAAAGAGCCGCUCCGGGUUUCCAUCAACGGAAUAUUGAAUGCAUGGUAAUAUAAU
Messenger RNA from Neurospora tetraspora, 1219 nucleotides. RefSeq lists its product as uncharacterized. Bases 1 to 1005 code for a protein of 334 amino acids. The record is from RefSeq and is a predicted model, not a curated record. The transcript is spliced from 4 exons. Lineage: Eukaryota; Fungi; Ascomycota; Sordariomycetes; Sordariales; Sordariaceae.